AUGAAAGAUUACCGAAAACGAUACCUGGACUACUGGGAGUCAAGUGCGGAAAGAACUGGCGAUCGUCCCGUUGAAGCUCUCCUGUCCCCCGUGACGCCGUAUGCAGGUGUUCUUCCCGGGAAAUUCUAUCCCUCAACAUACACCAGCUCUGUCAACGUACUGGAUUACGCAUCAGUUGUCAUCCCAGUAACGCUGGCGGACAAGAAAUUAGACAUUGUCAGCUUGAAUUUUAGCGGCCUCAACGAAGAGGACAGAAUGAACAUGAAUUAUUAUGAUCCAGAGAAAUACCAUGGUGCCCCCGCAGCUGUACAGCUAAUAGGGCGCAGAUUAGACGAGGAAAGAUUGCUGUCGCUGGCUCAAAUUGUGGUCGAAGCGUUGAACGAUUACAGAUCAGAAAAUGGCGAGAAAAGAUGA
Aspergillus puulaauensis is the source of this 414-nucleotide messenger RNA. RefSeq lists its product as uncharacterized. Lineage: Eukaryota; Fungi; Ascomycota; Eurotiomycetes; Eurotiales; Aspergillaceae. The record is from RefSeq and is a predicted model, not a curated record. The coding region runs from base 1 to 414 and encodes 137 amino acids. The transcript has 4 exons.